Messenger RNA from Candoia aspera, 2893 nucleotides. It is a transcript of the gene TEX11, whose product is annotated as testis expressed 11. Gene Ontology annotation, biological process: male meiosis chromosome segregation; reciprocal meiotic recombination; meiotic cell cycle. NCBI's taxonomy places the organism in Eukaryota, Metazoa, Chordata, Lepidosauria, Squamata, Candoiidae. Gene Ontology annotation, molecular function: protein binding. Bases 75 to 2831 code for a protein of 918 amino acids. The record is from RefSeq and is a predicted model, not a curated record. Gene Ontology annotation, cellular component: central element. The transcript has 30 exons.
UUUUUCCUUUCGAGAGGAGCUGUAUUUUAAAAGGCUCUUUUUAGCUUAACCAGGGCCUGUUCUACCUUGCAGAAAUGGAAGGAGAAAAAGCCAGUCUGGAAAUAAGAGGGUUAAUUCAAGAAUUGAUGAACCAAGAGACAUUAUUUGAUAUAUCAGAGGUUAUUGAGAAGCUGUUCAGCAGGAUAGAAAAUAUGAAUAAAGAAAGCUGGAAAGAGAGUCAGAAAGCCCAGGUUGAAGACAGUGCAGUUAAUUUAUGGAAUUGGACUGUGGCAAGAAAAGUAGCCCCUGGUAUCACUGAUAUGCAACGAGUUAAAUUACGCCAUGUUGCCUGCAAACUGAUGAUGUUUUGUGAAGUAAGUGAUCCAAAUGAGGAGAUGAUGCGAAGGCAAAUUUUGAUGGUAAUGAAGACAGGAAAAGGUUGGAUGGAUGUUGGAAAACCUGUCCUUGCAAAUAAAUUCCUUGAAACUGCCCUGAAUGAUCUAGAAAAACUUUAUGCCCAACUAAACAAGAACUGCAGCAGUGAGGCUGAGGCUAAUAUGCACAAAGCUGACAUAGAGAAGGAUGUAUUUAAAGUUUUGUCUUACCAGGCUGAAUCUGCGGUUGCUCUAGCAGAUUUUCAGAAAGCAGUCAUGUGUGUGCAGCAGUGUAAAGACAUCCUGAUAAGGCUGCCAAAAGAGGCUUGUUACCUUUCUCUCCUAUGCUAUAACUUUGGCAUAGAAACAUACGAACUCAAGAGAUAUGAGCAGAGCUCCUUUUGGCUCAGCCUUAGUUAUGAAGUUGGAAAGAUGCACAAAAACUCUUCAAUUAGUAAAGAAAUGCAGGCUAAAGUGCUGCGAUUAUUAGCUACUGUGUAUUUGGAGUGGGACAAACAAUAUCAAGACAAAGCUCUCCAGGUUAUCAUCAUGGCUAAUGAGGAGAAUUUACAUCCAGCUGGUUUUUACUUAAAAAUCAAAAUUCUCCUGAAAGGUGAUGCAUCAGAUGAAGAUAUUAGAAAAGCUGUUACUGAACUUCUGCACCAUGAGGUUUCUCUGGAGGUAUGUCUGGACACUGUGAAGUUGCUUCUUGAACAUGAGAGGGAGGCCAUUGGAUUUGAUUUUCUAAAAUCAGUAGCUCAGCUGUUUGAAAGAUCCCCAGAUGUUGGCAGAGUCAUUCUCUUUCAUAUCGAACUCCUGUUACAGAGAAUGAAGGAGCCGCUUGCCAAGGGAAUGAUUGAAGAUGCCAUUGCAGCACACAACAUAGGAAAGCAACUGCCUCCUGAAAUACUGAACCGCUUACACCUUGUUCUGUGGGACAGAGCAGCUAAGAAUUAUGAGUUAAAGAGCUAUCCUGAAGCCCUUCAGUGGUACAACUAUUCUCUCAGCUUUUACGCAUCUGGGCAGACAGACCAGCAGAACCUGGCAAAGCUGUGCAGGAAUAUGGCUGCUUGCUAUCUGCGCCUGAAAGAGCCUGAGAAGGCUAAUGAGGCAGUAAAGGAGGCAGAAAGGUAUGACCCAAACAGCAUCUUCACUCAGUUCUGUGUGUAUAAAAUAGCAGUCUCAGAGAAAAAUACCCUCAAAGCUUUGGAUGCGUUUGUAGCAAUGGAGAAAUCAGCAACAGAGUUCACUAAAGGCAAACUGCUAACAGAAGGAUCUGUGGUUACCAGCCUUCUGAGCUUAGCAGCUCAGUUUGCUUUGGAGAAUGAUCAACAGGUUAUGGCUAUUAAAGCCUUGGGGUAUUUAUCUCAGCACUUGCAGGAUUGCCAGCAAGCACUUACAGCUAUAAAAUGUUUGAUCCGACUUGUAUUGUCAAAAGUGCAAUCUGAAGAGGAGAUGAUUAAAGAUAUGGAGACACUUCUAUCAUACUUGACAGCAGCUCACCAUAGACUUGAUGAGCUGCACGAAGAGGAAAAGGAGUUGCUGGAAAUCAGGGUCACUGAAGCUCAGUGGUUCAGAAAGAUAGCUUGGAACUUGGCUGUCCAAUGUGAGGGCUGCUUAAAACUGAUGAGAGAUUUCUUUAUAACAUCAUUCAAGUUCUCCCAGUUUUGUCCUCUUGAUAAAGCUGUCCUGCUUGCUCAGAGAACAUGUCUGCUCAUGGCUGCUGCAGUUGAUCUGGACAUAAGCCGAAGCAAUUUGUCGCCUGCUGAUGAGCAGGCUGAACUGCUGACUCAGGCCCUCGAAUACAUCCAGUCAUGCAGAGCAAUCUGGAAAGUCUUGAAACAAACAGGUGAUUUUCCCAAAGAUCCCACAGACACAGUAUUGCUGCUCUAUGAAUUUGAAGCCAGUGCCAAGCUAAAUAGCCCUGCGGUGUCCAGCCUGUUAGACCAAGUUCUGGCACUUCCGCAAGUGGAGAUCAAGACUCUGGAAACUAUUGCAGCACUGGCCAUGGAAUCACCAGCUCACUAUCCCUCCGUGUGUAAGAGGGCCCUCAAGAUGAUCUUGACUAUCCUGAGGAAAUGUGAAUCUGUUGAUACGAUCACCUGCAGCAAAUGUCUGCACAGCUUGGUCCACCUUUCUCUGCCAUCAGGCCUGACUGAGGCAGAUGUUUGUGUGCUGGAGGAGGCCUGGGCCUAUUUUGAAGAUGCUCUCGCCAUUUUGGACAACACACAGGUGCUACAGACUGGUUAUCCGGAGGUGGAGAUAAUCUGGCUUAUGACUAGAGCUUGGAACACAGGAAUAAACCAGUACUGUGCUGGCAAAUACAAGGAAGCAGAGCGAUGGUGUGGCCUAGGCAUGCAAUUCUUGGCGUACCUGGGAACGUUGAAGAACAGCUACGAGAAUCAGAUGAUUGGUGUUUACAGUGAGGUGCUGGACAAACUGGACAAAGCAAAGAGAUGCCAUUCCAAAGAAGAGUGACCAUGACUGUGGCUGCCGCGAGCUGACUUGCGCUGGACCGGGCUUCCCAGCUGCAGAGAGGC